ACACUGUAAAGGGCGUGGCUUUGACCAACAGCAGCUUAGAGAUCGAGCUGAGCAGUUGGUCGGUUGAUGGGUUAAACAACAACAAGCUCGGAGAUAUGAGGGUUUCCGGAGCACUGAUUUGGGCCGCUUUCCUCAUCCAGAGGGUGGUGGGAGAGUACGGCAUGGCCCAUUUCAGUGAUACGGGCAAAAGCAAUGGGAAGGACUACUGCAUAUUCUUCAACUCCCAGUGGGCACGUCUACCUCAGGACCUUAAUAAAGCAUCCCGUCUUCAGAUCUAUGACUUGACGUCAUCGGUCCUUUGCUCGCCCUCCGAGGUCCCAGAGGGGGGCUUCCCAAACCGCAUCCCCAUGGUGAUGAGGGGCAACUGCACCUUCUACGAGAAGGUCCGCCUGGCCCAGAUCAAUGGAGCCAAGGGCAUCCUGAUCGUCAGCAAAGACAGGCUGACUCCACCAGCAGGAAACAAGACCCAGUACGAGGAGAUAGACAUUCCUGUAGCUCUGCUGAGCUACGCUGACAUGCUGGACAUAAGCAAGACUUUCGGUCAGGGGAGGCUUGUUGCCAUGUAUGCUCCCAAUGAGCCGGUGUUGGACUACAACAUGGUGAUAAUCUUCCUGAUGGCGGUGGGGACCGUGGCCGUCGGAGGCUACUGGGCCGGCAGCAGAGAUCGCAAGAAGCGUUACAUGAAGCAUAAACGCGACGACGGCGCAGAGAAGCAGGACGAGGAGACAGUGGACGUCACCCCCAUCAUGAUCUGUGUGUUCGUCUUCAUGUGCUGCAACAUGCUGGUGCUGCUCUACUUCUUCUACGACUACCUCGCCAUUUGGGUCAUCGCCAUCUUCUGUGUGGCCUCUUCCGUCGGCCUCUACAGCUGCCUGUGGCCUUUCGUCAGGAGGAUUCCUUUCUGCAAGUGCAGGAUCCCAGAGAACAACUGGCCUUACCUGCACAAGCGUCCGCAGAUCCGCGCACUGCUGCUGUCGGCCAUCUGCAUCAGCAUCAGCGUCGUCUGGAUGGUGUUUCGCAACGAAGACCAGUGGGCCUGGGUGCUGCAGGACACGCUGGGCAUCGCCUUCUGUCUCUACAUGCUCAAAACUGUCCGGCUGCCCACGUUCAAGGCUUGCACUUUACUACUGUCGGUCCUGUUUGUUUACGACGUUUUCUUCGUAUUUAUUACGCCCUUCUUCACAAAGAGCGGGGAGAGCAUAAUGGUGGAGGUCGCGGCUGGUCCCUCGGACUCCGCCCAUCAUGAAAAGCUGCCCAUGGUGCUCAAAGUGCCCAGGUUAAACUCCUCUCCUCUGGCUCUUUGCGACCGGCCCUUCUCCCUCCUGGGCUUUGGGGAUAUCUUAGUGCCAGGUCUCCUGGUGGCGUACUGUCACAGAUUUGACAUUUUAACCCAGUCCUCCAGGAUCUACUUUGUGGCCUGUACUAUCGCAUACGGCAUCGGCCUGCUGAUCACCUUCGUGGCGCUGGCCCUGAUGCAGAUGGGCCAGCCGGCGCUGCUCUACCUGGUGCCUUGCACGCUGCUCACCAGCCUCGCCGUGGCGCUGUGGCGCAGGGAGCUGCGUCAGUUCUGGACUGGAAGUGGAUUUGUGCCUCCCAUAGUCCUCGCACCGAUCAACCCCACGCAGACCGCCGAGCCGCAGACGGAGGGACUCCCGUCCGAAGCGGAGCAGCAAACCCCGGAAACAGCCGGCGAGAGCGACGAGGCGGCCGACACGGAGGGAAAGCCACCGACACCGAAGACGAGCGACGAGAAAAUCAGCAACUAGUAUAUCUUUAGAUUCGCUACAUAUUGAUUUGUAUACAUGAAUUUUCCUGAGGUUUCUCAAUGGAGAUCCAAGGUUCUCUUGAUACAAAAAGGGAAGAACUGUUUGGUUCAUUCUUUUUUUUUUUUACAAUCGAAAAUGUAUUGAGACGGAGAAAAGUAAAGAUUUGUUUAAACUGCUGGUAAAGAUGUGUGAAAAAAACACCUUAAAAUAAGUUCAGCUUUUAUUGCAGCAGCAUGGAUGAGAAACAACUGAAUAAUUUUUUACCAAAAUUAUCCUUGAAACUGUUGAUAAUGAUGACAGAGAUAAAAGAAAGCUGAUUUUUUUUUUUUCAGUUUAACAAAUUAAUAGAAAAUGUCAACAAGCUUGACAUUUUUGCAGAACAAAAGUCCAGAGUGUCACAGAUUCUCCACCGGGCUUAAUAAUAUUCCAUUUUUACUUUUGAUUGUAACUCGUAUUUGCUGUGGCUUUGUUUCCAUAAGCUUCUGAAAUAAUCAAGACCAGCAAUUAUUUAUUUUUUCUCCACUUAAAAAAAAAGCACUUCAAUUAAGUGUUGGAUUUAUAAAAAAUUAAAUCUAGAUUAGAUCAUACAUAUGCAAUACAAUGAGUUCAUUUCAGUUUAUUUUGGCACUUUUGUCCACAUCUGUAAUGAAAGAAAAUUUCAACUCUGCUGACUCAUCAAAGUGUUUUCUCUCUUAUUAUUGCUAAAAGAUCGGCGACAUUAGCAGGAGCUUACAGUCAACUUGGAAAUCAUGGAUUCAACAUAAGUAUGUUACGACGGGGAACACAUGAACAUCUGCAAACUUGGAUAAUUUGAUUAAAUGAGAAAAUAAAUCUCAGCUUCUCAACUGUGAAAAUUUAAAUCUGUAAACAGAUUUUUUUUUUUUUAUUAAAGAAAAAAGAAUCUUGUAAAUAAUCUCCCGUCGCUGUUGUCUCUAAUUUCUGUAAAAAUGCCCCAACAGAUGAAGUGUGGCUGGAAAGAUCAACGCUGAAUGUUUUGGUGGCUCUUAAACCGACACCAUCGCCAAACUCAAAAAGAACAAAAAUGGCUUUUCUGUACUGCAAACAGGUUUAACUGGGCCUUCCUGGUCUAAUCAAUCUGUUGUUUUAAAAAAAAGUUGUCAUAAUGAAGACAGAGCUGAGAUCUCCGUUUGGAAAGGCUGCUGGUACUGAAACUUGAUUGUUUCCUGUUGCAUUAUAAACUGCAGUAAUGACAAACCCUUUAAAACUGAACCCAGAGUUAAGUCUUUUUUUUUUUUUUUUUUACAUAUAUAUUUCUUCAAACAUUUUUCCUAUUUAUCAUGUUUUGUAAUAUUUUAUUUUGCAUGCUAUGGUUUUUAAUUGUACUCUUUCUGUAACACUAGUAUAGGAUGGUACAAAACGCCGCUCACUGCUGCAGUUUUUUCAUGUUGUCUUAAGAUUUGGCCUUAUUGUGUCGGCGGAAUGUGUCUCAUGGAAAAACUGCUCUAUAAAAACAAUACUGGACUCUAAACGUGCUGCAGUUUAUCGGACAGGAGUGACCAGCUGUGUUAAAACUCAUUUCAUGCAUUUGCACUUUUUUUUUUUUUUUUUUUGUUGCUCUUGUACGUUUUUAGCUAUUAUUAUUAUAAAGGAUUUUUGGAUGUGGAAACUAAUAGUGAAACGUGUUCAGUGUUCCCCCCCCCACUCCUGACCUGAGGUCGCAACAAACAGCAGACCUCAGCAGUCAGAGAGGAUAAACUGCUUAAUCACAGAAUAACCACCAAGUGUGUGUGUCGGUGUGUGAGGCUGAGUUGUGUUGAGGUGAAAAUAUAUUUCAUGUGGGCAGCUGAGAUGUCAGAUUUACAGGACAUGAAUCACCAGUAUAAUUUCUGUUGUCACCAAGUGGUUUUUAAUGCUUUGAGGGGUAAUUAUAAUAAAAGAAUUGUAUUUAA
Messenger RNA from Xiphophorus hellerii (green swordtail), 3676 nucleotides. It is a transcript of the gene sppl2b, whose product is annotated as signal peptide peptidase-like 2. The transcript is spliced from 15 exons. NCBI's taxonomy places the organism in Eukaryota, Metazoa, Chordata, Actinopteri, Cyprinodontiformes, Poeciliidae. Gene Ontology annotation, molecular function: aspartic endopeptidase activity, intramembrane cleaving. Bases 96 to 1766 code for a protein of 556 amino acids. Gene Ontology annotation, cellular component: lysosomal membrane; cytoplasmic side of endoplasmic reticulum membrane; Golgi-associated vesicle membrane. The record is from RefSeq and is a predicted model, not a curated record. Gene Ontology annotation, biological process: membrane protein proteolysis.